Molecule: messenger RNA, 1521 nt
Organism: Rhipicephalus sanguineus (brown dog tick)
Lineage: Eukaryota; Metazoa; Arthropoda; Arachnida; Ixodida; Ixodidae
Product: monocarboxylate transporter 9
Exons: 4
Coding region: 102-1421 (439 amino acids)
Biological process (GO): transmembrane transport
Molecular function (GO): monocarboxylic acid transmembrane transporter activity
Source: RefSeq, a predicted model, not a curated record
UGGCUCACCCGGAGGAGGAGGCCAAACAGGACGUCGUGUUCACCAAGAAGCCGCCCCCAAAGCAGUCGCACAAGGAACCUGGGGUGGAUACUUGCUGGUACAUGGCUGGGCUCUGUGGUCUGGUCACAUUCAUGACGUCUGCCACGAUCCGCUCUUCUGGCUUCCUGUACAUCGGCAUGAUGGAAGAGUUUCACGUCGAUCGUGGACAGGCCGCAUGGCCUAUUUGCCUGUUCGGCGCUGUGAGCAAUCUAGCCGGAAUUGUUGCUGGCCCUUUGUGCCAGAGGUUCGGACCUGUUCCAGUGAUGUACGCAGGCAGCGUCACAAUGUGGAUAGGCUUAAUCACCAGCAGCUUUUCACCUAAUAUAUCGUGGAUGACAGCUACUCUUGGCAUCCUGUUCGGUUUCGGUUCAGGAAUCGUUUUCAUGAUGCUCUUCGUUUUCAUCAACCAGUACUUUGACAAGUACAAGGGCCUCGCCCUCGGCAUCAUGUACACCGGUUCUACAAGCUCGGCUUUCGUGUUCCCUAGGCUACUCUUGUUCCUCAAAGAUACCUACAACUUUCGCAGUAGCGUUAUGAUAUUCGGUGCGAUUGUCAUGCAUGUAACGGCAAUAAGCCUUGUUCUUAAAGAACCCGUUUGGAUUCGGCGGAAGAAGCACGAAGAGAAAAUGGCCGCCCAGAAGGCCAAGGCAUUGAUAUUCACCAUCGAGAGCGGAGACAUGAAGAUUAUCGCUGAAAAGCCGUCGACCCAGAAGACAGCUCCAGACACGAGAAGCCUCCGCUACGGCCUCACGGUCUUGAAAUCUCCCAUGUUUUAUGUAAUCAUGGUGACCUAUAUAAUCUACAACUACAACUUCGAUAUUUUCAUGACAACUGUGCCAGAUUUUGCGGUUGAUCGUGGUACAUCUGUAGUAGCAGCCGUUGGUUUGGUUCCACUUUUUUCGAUCACGGACACCGUUGGUCGACUCGGGCUUCCGGUCUUGGCGGAUCGCGGGUACCUGAGGCGCAGCACGCUUGUCAUGAUGAACUAUCUGCUCAUGGGACUGUGCUUGCUGGCACUCCCGCUGGCUACAUCGUAUUUGUCGAUUCUUGCUCUCUGCCUGUGCGAAGCAACUUUUGUCGGCUGUGGAAUGACGAUGUAUCCUGCGAUAAUGGCAGAGUAUGUGGGCUUGGACAGGCUGCCCAUCAGCUACGGAAUUGUGGGAACGGUUGCUGGUCCUCUGUUCCUACUGAAACCAUCUUUUAUAGGUUACUUCAGAGACAACAUAGGCGCCUACGACUGCAUGUACACCCUUCUGGCCUCGGCACUAAUCGUACUGGCGUUCAUUUGGCUUGCGGUGGUGUGCGUGGAAAGCAAGAAAACGAGAAGCUGGAUGCUGGAUCACAAACACGCUUGUGGACGACUCCCUCGCUGCGGGUGCUAACCGCUGUCGGAUCACGGGAGAGUUGAAGACAUCUGCGCCUGCUAACGGCGUGGUGACACCGACUGACCGCGUCACAUGACAGUGUGUUUGACUGCAUUAU